UUGGCAUCCUUAGGUAUCCCUGCCCCUCUCUUUCAUACACCCUCUUCACCGGCCGAGGCUUUGAACGCUUAACGCAUCAUUCAAUUGCCUCGUCUCAUACUCCAUUUCUCGCCUUAAAGAUGGUCGUCGCUCCCCACGAUCCGUUGAAGAGCGACGAGGCAAAGGACGCCGGGUGGGAGGCCGGCAAGGGAGGUCUUAUCGGAGCAGCCAAAUGGGGUGCUGGAGCGGCAAUCCUGGGGGGCGCCUCCUUCUUCUGGUCUCCAGUCUACCGCAAAACCACCAUCCAGUUCAAAGUUUAUGUUCAAAUGUCAGCCAUGGUCCUCGGCGGCAUGAUCGAGGCAGAUCAACGCCUGAGGCAGUAUGAAGCUCAGGUGAGAGCUCAGAGAAGGUGGCUCAGAGAAAAGGCAAAGUGGGACAGAUACGAGCAAGAGAUUGCACAGAACAAUGGUAAAUAAAGAUGGAUGAACCCAGCGUGUCGGAUUUUCCAACGAUCAAAAGCUUGAUCAUGUAUAUAGCAUCAUAUGAUGAUACCCCCAAGUACCUCACAAUGUAUA
This is a messenger RNA of Trichoderma harzianum CBS 226.95, 554 nucleotides long. RefSeq lists its product as hypothetical. The transcript is spliced from 2 exons. The record is from RefSeq and is a predicted model, not a curated record. Lineage: Eukaryota; Fungi; Ascomycota; Sordariomycetes; Hypocreales; Hypocreaceae. The coding region runs from base 120 to 455 and encodes 111 amino acids.